This is a messenger RNA of Lucilia sericata (common green bottle fly), 3397 nucleotides long. RefSeq lists its product as uncharacterized. The transcript is spliced from 7 exons. NCBI's taxonomy places the organism in Eukaryota, Metazoa, Arthropoda, Insecta, Diptera, Calliphoridae. The record is from RefSeq and is a predicted model, not a curated record. The coding region runs from base 954 to 2117 and encodes 387 amino acids.
UUCGUGCGUUGUGGUCGUUUGACGAAUUUGGUGUGCUGCGGUAAAAAAUAUUUGCUACUACUACCACAUACUACAACUAUUACUACUACUACUGCUGCUGCUGCUGGUGCUGUUGUGGAAAAAAAGUGUUGCUAGCUCAUUAAAAUUAAACUAAACACAACAAAAGCCCAAUCAACUAAACAACAACAAUAAAAACAACGACACUUAAAAAACAUAAUUUUCUUAGCAAAAUCCUAACAAUUUAUUUUUGCUGCUAUACUACAGAAAAAAAGAGACUUUAAAAAAAGAAAAGAAAAUUAAAAGAAAAAAUAAUAAAUAAAGCAGAUAUUCGUGAAAAACGUGCUCCAGUUUUCUAGAGAACAACAACAACAAUAAAAAAUCAAGGAAAAAUAAACUCUUUUUCAUUUCGUUAAAGGAAAAGAAUCACAAAGGAAUAACAAAAGAAAGAGCGACAAAAGGAAAUAUAAGAAAAAAGAACACGCCAAAGAAGUAGAAGCAGAAUAUUAAAAAGAUUCAAUUAUUGAAACGACAACAACAAGAAUAACAACUGAAACAAGAAAUAUAAUAAUAAUAAUAACAACAAAAACACCUAAACUAAACAAUCUUUAAACUUCCUUUAAACGUACAACAAGAACAACAAUAAAACUACAAAAAGUUUUAUAAAACACAAUCCAUCCAAAAGAGAGAAUAAGGACAACCAACCAACACAAGGCUAAAACAAACAAACAAACACACUCAAAGAAACACGCACUCAAAACUAAAGCAAAACAAGAGAGUGUUUGAGAGAAGAAAGAGAAACAACGUUAAGUAAUAAGAGAUUGAAUUGAGAUUGAAAAAAGCUAUUCAAUUGCGUGAUUGUGUUUUGGUGGUAGUCGUAGGCCAAAAACAUUUUCAAAUAUUAAAAAUUUCUUCGCACAAGAUCCGGUGAUGUGGGACAACCCCCGCAGCGGGAAAUGCAACAACCCCAACGUUACAUACCGUCUGUAUCUGAUCUAUAUGGAACGGACGAGAUAGAACUUCUACUGGACGAAAUACGUGAACUAGAGCCGGUCUGCUGUCAGCUGGACGAUGAACAGGAUUUUGAAAUAGCUGGCAGCAGAGCCGGAGAGCUAUCAUUAUCCUUGGAAUCGCCGCUGGGUACGUGCACGUCGUGGGAUUCCCACGCCAAUUAUAAGCAGCGUACCGCCCAAACGCCACUGCCAUGGGGUGUUGCCCUACACUGUGAUCCGCAACAUUUAAAAACGCCUACAGGGAUUGUGCGAAUACUUUUGGUGUUGUCCUCAGCCGCUUGUCUUGCCUGCGAAUGUUCGGCGGGUACUGUUCAAGUCGGUCUCUUUUUACUGCCACUCAUCGGACGCCUCAGAUUGAUGGUGUUUUGUGCAUUAUUCUCCCUUUUAAUCACAUGUCUCAUGAUAUUUCUUGACGUUUCUCAUAUAGCUCUAAUGUUUCCCUUCAAUUGGACAAAAGUUAAUACAUGGAUGUACCUGAGUAUUGGUUUAAUAUUGAUUUUGAGCUCUACACUUAUUAUGCACAUGGUUCUCUUUGCCGAAGAGUACACCUGGGUGCCAAAAUACACAAAGGACACCUUGUUUACAUCAGCGAUAAUUGGUUAUAUUUGUGCUGUAGAAUCAUUUAUAUUAUCAGGUAUUGCCUCAUGGCCAUGGACACAAUAUCGUCAUGUUCCAGAUGACGGUAGCGACAUGUAUAUUGAGGAUCGUGAGAUGACACCCAUGAGUCCAAUCGAUAGUACUGAUGUGCCGAAUAAUCACCAUCAAUUACCACAACAGCGACCACAAAAUCACAAUAAUUGUAAUAAUAGCGUAACAACGCACAGUGAAACAAAUCACCACAAUCAACAAAAUCGUACAAUAUCAUCACCAACGUCCUAUAAUAAUCAAAAGCCUUAUAUACCUGCCAAAAGACCCAAUGAAUUAAAUAAUCAAAGACCAACACUGGGUCAUACUCAAACAACCCGUAAACCGAAUCAACGUUAUCGUGAGGGUUAUCACUAUCAACCUGUUGCGUCUACGUCCCGCCAGAGUCCCACAUUCGUCUUAGGCGAUGAUAUUGGGGCCGGUCCAUCCACAUCCCGAUCCAAUGAUAAUUCUAGUGCGUGAUAGUUUUUAUUCCUCAUUACAUUAAUUAAUAUUUAAUAAACAAAAGAAAUACAUAAAUUUUUAAAAAACCCAAAUAAAAAAAAAAUAAUUGCAUUGAACAAAUCUUUGGACAAAAACAAAAAAAAUUAAAUGAAAACCAAAAAAAACAACACAUUUUUUUUAAAUCAUAAUGAAAAUAACAAAAAAAAAAAAAAAAAAACAAAUAAUUAGUAACGAUAUUAAGAAAUUGGAAAUUUAAUUGUAAUGAAAAAUUAGUUAAAAUUAAAAAAAGAACAAAAACUGAAAACAAUAAAAUUUAAUUGGAAACUUUAAAAGAAAAUUUAAAUUGUAUUAAGUAUGAAAUGAAUAAAACAAUAAUACCGUUAAAUUUGUAUCUGUGUAAAAUUAAAUAAAAUCAAUAAAGAAACUUUAAAAUGAAAUAUAACUGGAAAUUCAAGAAUUUAAAAUACAUAAACUAAAAAAUGGCAACCAUUGAAUUAAAAGAAAAACAAAAUCCAAACAUAUUUAGAACAAACAAGCAAAAAACUAUAGAUUAUAAUAAAGACAAAAAAAACGAGAAAUAAGAACAAAUAAAAACUACUAAAUAAAAAUAAAUUAAUUAAUAAAUAAAUACAAUACAUAGAUAAAAUGAAAUAAAACAGUACUGAAUAACAAAUUUCGAAAGGAAAAUUUAAGCAAAAAAAAUUUAAAUAUACAUACACAAGCAAACACCUUUUUUCCGUUACAUUAACUAAAACAGACAUUUCUUCUCCCUCUCCCCCCUCCACAAUAUAAGUUUUGUAAUUUUCUAAACAUUUUUAGAAAUUAAUAAAAGCAUAAUAUGGUAUUUGUAAAAAAUUUUUUAUAAAAUCAAAUAAUUUAAAAAUUUGUUUUUUUAAAUAAUCAAAUAAAGUUAAAAAUCACUUCAAUUACAGCAAAAUAAAUUAUGUAACUAACAGUCAACACCAAACUACAACAACAAGGACUUACUGUUAUACAUACAAAAACAUUUAGCGAAAAUGAAAACAAACACAAACAUUUCGUCAAGCAUUGAUGAUCAAUCAAUCUCACUUCCUUCCCCCUUAAAAAAAACACAAACAAACACACGUACAUACGUACAUACAUACUCGUUUGCAUAUUAAGAAUAAUUAAGAGAAACAUACAAAUUUCUUUUUAAGGAUUUUCUUUUUUGGAAUAAUUGUAUUGUAUAGGUACCGUGAGUAUCCAAAUCCUAUCCAGCCAUAGUAAGAGAGUAGUCUAACUAACAACCAACCAACAAACAAACAAACAAACAAACAAAC